Molecule: messenger RNA, 3814 nt
Organism: Tympanuchus pallidicinctus (lesser prairie-chicken)
Lineage: Eukaryota; Metazoa; Chordata; Aves; Galliformes; Phasianidae
Gene: SLC2A8
Product: solute carrier family 2 member 8
Exons: 10
Coding region: 142-1590 (482 amino acids)
Biological process (GO): transmembrane transport
Cellular component (GO): membrane
Molecular function (GO): transmembrane transporter activity
Source: RefSeq, a predicted model, not a curated record
ACUGGAGCCGUAAAGCGCUGCGUUACUUCUCUGCGUUCGGCGCCGUGCGCGAGUUGGAGCCUGCCCUUUGGGGUGGCUGCCGCCGGCCGUGCAGAAGCUGCUGAGAUUAUUGGCGCCGAGGCGCCCUCCCGCGGCUGGGACAUGGCGGCAGAGGAGUCUCAGUACCUGCUGGCUCAUCCUACUACGGACGCUUACCUGAGAGUGCAAAACAAGAAGCUGUACCUGGCCACGUUCGCUGCUGUCCUGGGACCGCUUAGCUUUGGCUUCGUGCUAGGCUAUAGCUCACCUGCUAUUCCAGAGCUGAGGAAAAUUGGCAAUCCGAAAUUACGGUUGGACAGCAAUCAGGCAUCAUGGUUUGGGUCUCUAGUGACAUUAGGAGCUGCUGCUGGAGGAAUACUGGGAGGCUACCUUGUGGAUAAAAUUGGAAGAAAGCUGAGUCUGAUGCUGUGUUCAAUACCAUACGUCUGUGGAUAUAUUGUCAUUAUUUCCGCUCAGAACAUAUGGAUGCUUUAUUUUGGACGAAUAGUAACUGGCUUAGCCAGUGGAAUUACUUCGCUUGUUGUUCCAGUAUAUAUAUCGGAAAUAUCUCAUACAAAUGUUCGUGGUAUGCUUGGCUCUUUUGUCCAGUUGAUGGUGGUGACUGGCAUACUUGGAGCCUACACUGCAGGAAUGAUACUAAAAUGGCACUGGCUGGCAGUAUUAUGUUCUUUUCCACCAUGCGUAAUGCUUUUGUUUAUGUUGUUCAUGCCUGAAACACCAAGAUUUCUGCUGCAUCAGAAGAAACACACAGAAGCGAUAGCUGCUUUACAGUUUCUGCGAGGACCAUUUGUGGACCAUGAGUGGGAAUGCAGGCAAAUUGAAGCUAAUGUUGAGGAGGAGGGACUAAGCCUCUUUGAAUUUAAGAAUCCUUCAAUCUACAGGCCACUUCUUAUUGGUGUGAUUCUGAUGUUUCUCCAGCAAGUAACAGGCAUUAAUGCAGUUAUGUUUUAUGCAGAAACAAUCUUUGAAGAUGCAAACUUCCAGGACAGCAGAAUGGCUUCUGUUGUUGUGGGUUCCAUACAAGUAUGUUUCACUGCUGUGGCUGCACUUAUCAUAGAUAAAACCGGAAGAAAAGUGCUGCUUUAUGUGUCUGGGAUAAUCAUGGCUCUCAGUACUGCAUUGUUUGGGUUUUACUUUAAAAUGGUCCUUCCAAAUGGGAACAACUCAUCAAAUGCUGAUCUGUUGUUCACUUUCAACUCAGUAUCUCCAGGAACAGAAACUAGACUAUCCUGGCUUGCAGUAGUAAGCUUAGGACUCUUUGUUGCUGGUUUUGCCCUUGGCUGGGGUCCAGUUCCAUGGCUGGUAAUGUCUGAAAUCUUCCCCCUUAAAGCAAGGGGCAUAUCAAGUGGUACCUGUGUGUUAACAAACUGGGCUAUGGCCUUUUUGGUGACCAAGGAAUUUCACGAUUUUAUAGGUUUCUUAACAUCCUAUGGGACAUUCUGGCUCUUCUCUGCCUUCUGCUGCCUCAGUGUGAUAUUUGCAGCCUUUUAUGUUCCUGAAACAAAAGGACGGACCCUGGAACAGAUUGAGGCCUACUUCAGAAAAUCUUAAAUCUCAGGCUUUUGCUGAUGUGAAUCCUUUACAUCAUUAUUUGUGGUGCUGUUGCUAAAACUAACUGUGUCACAUGGUAGACAGUCACACAACUUCCUCUACAAUUGUUUUAACUAAUUUUGUAAAAUCUACUUUUUUUUUUUUUUUUUACCCCCCCCAUCCAGAAAUCUAUAGGUAUUUGCAUACACUUGAUUAUCACUGUAUACUCAUUGUACUGUAACUUAGUUGUGUAGGUCUUGGACAUGCAAGUUUUUUUUAAUUACUGUUCAUUGGGUUUGUUUGUUUUUCCUGACCUGGUGCAGACGGACAGCAGUGACCAGGAAAAAAUGUUAAAUGUAUUGUCUACUGUCUUUUUUGCUAAUAGGUAAAUUAAGAUAUAAUUUUAAAAAUAAUGAAAAAAUUUAUUGUCCCCCUUCGCAUUUCCCUACAUAUGUUACAAUGAAGAAAUUUAUGCUACAGUCAGGACUUUAAUUUUGGAUUGCUGUAACUUUUCCUUUACGUGUGUUACUGCUUCUGCAUCUGGGAAACCUGCCAAUAGAAUAAGUCUUGAUCCAAAGUGUAAAUAGACAAAGGCUAGGUGCUAGUGUUAAGAUGGCAUUAUUUCUCCUACAGAGGUCAAGUAUCUAGGACUGCAUUUAAAUCACAGGACAGGUUAUUGCUCUCAGCAGGAUGUAUUUUAGCAUUUCAUUUUCAGAAGGAAAGAACAGAUCGCGUAGACUGAGAAACUAUACCCUUUGCCACAAAAAAAGAGGAAAUUCUCUUUUAUAGUGUUAACUUGAGGGGUAAAAAUCAACCACUGGAGAAGGUCUGAGUCUUAACAACACCCAGAAACAAACCAAUCCUAGACUGUUCUUGGCAAAGAGGAAUAGAGCUUAUGGCCAAUCUCAUGAGUCUAAGAGUCCUUAAAUGAACAACAGGUUUAAAACAUUUCUAGAGAACUAUAGUAAUCCCUGAACCAAAUUUAGAAAAGCCCUGCAAGUUUGAAAGAAAGAACUGAUGUAAAAUUUAUUACAUAUGAAGAAGUAAAUCACUUCUUCCUCCUCCACAAUAACAAUAAAUUGCACUUAAAACAUUUCCAGCUGUGACAGGAAUGUUUCUAUUUAGAUGCUACAUCUAAAACACAAAGCAUAUGCACUAUCACAUGACAUUAAACACAAUGGUAAUACACUGGCAUUUAAGACAAGUGGUAGUAAAGAGGUUUUGAUCACAGACUCAGCAUCUGUCUUAACACGGCAGUUACUAAAUUACAAAACAGCCCACUAACAUUCAAAGUCUCUGUUAAAACUGACAUUGAACGUUGAUUACAAUUUCUUGCAAAAACCUUUAGAGACAUUUCCAUCCAACCAGUUAAAUAUGUAAUAGAGCUAUAAAUAAAUAAGAGAAAAAUAAUCUCAGUUUUUUCCGUCAGAUCAUUAAUCUAAUAUAAUUUUCAAUAGCAAAGAAGUAGUCAGUCAGUUGCAGGUGUGCAACAACAAAGUGAAGCAUCUAGACAUUAAGCAGACUGGUGAAAUGGCUGUGAUCAAUUGUAGUAACAGUAUCCGUACUUUUUAUCCUGUGUGCUUGCUGCAUACUGUCACAGAAGCUUCCUCAUAUUGUUAAUGCAGUGUAUUUAGUUCUCAGAGUAUAACCCGUUUCCCCACAAAAUCAGGCUGUGCUUGGAUUUCUGAGAAAAGUGCUUUUAGAGAAUUAGCAAGCACUGGGCACAUGACAUCAAAGUUGUUAAUAAUGACACUAUUCAGUAUGACACACACAUGUAUAUACACAUGUUAAAACAUCCAAACUGAAAAGACUAUGUCUCAAACGCAGACUAAGCCAAAAGCUCUGGGGAAGCUCUUGCAUCUGCAAAUGCAAGUCAUAAAUGCACAUUUUUAGAAAGGCCUGCAGGAGUUUGUGGCUUAUCUAAAGACACCUACAACAACAGAGAGGAAAGGGCAGGCACAGCAACCUUAGGUGUACAUAACAGUGCUAUGCUUCUUGUGGGUGCAAUCUAACCUGUUAUUUGCCUUACUAAGAACUGUUUUAACAUUUAUUCAGUUGACCAUCCAAAAAUACUUUGAAUCAAGAAAUACUUUGAAAUUUGAAUCUAUCAGUCAAUCACAAAUGCUUGCAUACUUGCAUAUGUAUAGAAAGUCACAUGAAAGCAGACAGCAGAAUUGCGACUCAUUCUGGGUGCCAGCUGACAUCCAGUCAUGCAUUUCAAAAACAAACGUAACAAACAAACAAC